CACAUGAGUACCCCUCCUAAAUACCCGGACAAGUUUCAAGGGUAUGUCCAACCCAGUUUUGGAGCGGCCGUUCUUCUUCUGCGGAAUCCUUACCAUGCCCUGCUGGCCGAGUGGAACCGACAGAAGAGUAACAAGACCCUCAGUGCUGAUGCACUCAACACUACCAUUGGUGUUGCUGCACACAUUGCUAUUGGGGAUCAGAAGACCUUUGGU
Molecule: messenger RNA, 213 nt
Organism: Geodia barretti
Lineage: Eukaryota; Metazoa; Porifera; Demospongiae; Tetractinellida; Geodiidae
Source: the annotation of a GenBank genome assembly